Chanos chanos (milkfish) is the source of this 3682-nucleotide messenger RNA. It is a transcript of the gene ubn2b, whose product is annotated as ubinuclein 2b. The transcript is spliced from 17 exons. Lineage: Eukaryota; Metazoa; Chordata; Actinopteri; Gonorynchiformes; Chanidae. Gene Ontology annotation, cellular component: nucleus. Gene Ontology annotation, biological process: chromatin organization. The record is from RefSeq and is a predicted model, not a curated record. Bases 217 to 3624 code for a protein of 1135 amino acids.
CAUUAAUAACGGCUUGAGAGAAGCUUGUGUACUCCAUCCAGCGGAGUUAGUUGUUUUAGCUACCAUUUCUUUACUUAGGCAGCUAACAGUUAGCCAUAUAUCGUCAGUUGUCGGGUAAUAGCUAAUUUAGCACAGGCUAAUUGCUAGCUGUGCUAGCUACAUUGACUGAAGUCUCGGUCUGCCCGGUGAGAGUACGGUGUAGCUGGGCAGCAUCAAAUGGCCGAUCCGAGAAAAGUACCAUUCGUCACCCUCGCUACAUUCAACACUACACCAGGCACCGAAUCAAAGAAACGGCGGCGGGAGGAAGAUACAGAAAGCAGUCACCAUCAUGGGAAAGAUGGAGGGGUCGGAUCUAACGGGAAGUCUGAGGAACCGAAAGUCACUGUGCGACUGAACCUGUCAUUGUCGGAGCCUAACGAACAGGGAUCUUCAGAAUUUAACUACAGCGAGUUGAUUCACUCUCUUAAGAAUGUUCCAGUGGGCCUGACCCCAGCACUUGACCCUAAUGACCCCUUUGCAGAUGAUGUAAAAGAGAGAUUAGAAGUUGAAGCUCUUGCCAGGAAAUUUGAGAGCAAAUACGGAAAUGCAGGGAAGAAGAAGAGGAAAGACCGAGUGCAGGAUCUCAUCGAUAUCGGCUACGGUUACGAUGAGACAGACCCGUUCAUCGAUAACUCGGAGGCUUACGAUGAACUAGUUCCAGCCUCUUUAACCACUAAGCUGGGAGGAUUCUACAUUAACACAGGAACACUGCAGUUUAGAGCAGCGUCUGAUUCAGAGGGGGAGGAGGACAGAAAGGAUGGCAGCCAGUUUAAGAAACAGAAAGACGGCGAGGAGCGAGCGAUUAAGAGAAGGAGAAAAAAGCAGGAUGGCAGUGGCCUAGAGGAGAAGAAGCCCAAAAAGAUCAGAGUGCCAAAACAGGGAGUGUCUGCUUUGAAUCGGCCAGAGAAGAAGAAGAGGAAGAAGCUGAUGAAGGAUUCUCUCAGUCUGGCAGCAAUGCUUCGACGCUUUACACGCGAGAAAGAGGAGAUAAAGAAGAAGAACCUGAGCGCUGGGAUGAAGGUGGCGCGUCCCCACGGCAACGUCGGUGUGCCCCCUGGCAACAAAGCUCUGCUCAACUCCCACCCCAGCACGGCUGGCAACGACAUGUCCAUGGCAGACCUGACCCCUGACCACAUGGUCAUGUCGUUACUGGGCUCAGCCAAUGAGAGCGACAUGUUACAGGACCUGAUGGGAGAUCUGGACUUUGGGAUGCUGGAUUCUCCGCAGCCCGGCAGCCCCGGACAGGGAGAGAACGGCAGCCUAUCUGGACAGAAAAGCGGACCCGUCAGAGCCAUCAGAACCGGGCUCAUAUGUCCACCUCCUCUACCCAGUGGGCUCCCUGAGCCACUCACAAAACGCAUCGAGGACCUGAGAGCUGCGUCACGGCAGUUUGAUGAAGAGGGACGAAAGAAGUUCUUUACUCUGGAUAUGAAUAAUAUUUUACUUGAUAUUGAGUUACAGGUCCAGGAGCAGCCCCAGUUGAUACGUUCUGCGGUGUAUUCUCACAUGGAGGCGUUUGUGCCCUGUAAUAAAGAGGCUCUUCUCAAGCGGAUGAAGAAACUCAGUCUGAACAUUCAGGAUGACCGGCUGCGCACGCCGCUGCUGAAGCUAAAACUGGCCGUCUGCAACGUCAUGCCUGAACAGAUAGCCCGAUACAACAUGGACUGUCUGGCCAAGAACGCUAAACAGCAGUCAGAGGAAGGGGAGAAGAACGUUUCUGAUGAGGAAGAUGAAGAGAAGCCAGGGAAGAGGGUGAUGGGACCACGGAAGAAGUUUAUCUGGGAUGACAAGCUCAGGAAUCUGCUCUGUAACCUUGUGAAGGUGAAAUUGGGCUGCUAUGAGCUGGAGGGUCAGAAUUCCCUCUCCCCGGAGGAUUACCUUAAAGCAUUCAUGGAGACAGAAGUCAAACCACUGUGGCCCAAAGGCUGGAUGCAGGCCAGGAUGCUGUUUAAAGAGAGCCGAAUGGUCCACAGUCACCUCACAGGGAACACUGCGAAGAAAAAGAUUGUCUCCACCCCAAAACCUAAACCCAAGCCACAGGAUGCUGGGUGGGUCCAGCGGCCAGCACCUUCCAUCGAGGCCACACCGUCACCUUCGCUCGCACAGGUGGUCCGAAAACCCCCGCCGUCUCCCUCUGAACCCAUCUGUUUAUCAGACUCGCUGGAUGAGGAUCUGGGAGCUCCGUCUCUCGACUCCAUCUCUCACGCCCUCGCUCUGCUGAGCAGUGCUGCUAAAGGCCUGGUACAGGCAGACAGCCCCUCGUCUCCCGAGGGCCCCAAACCUGCCGCCGCUGGAUCCCAACACGCCUCUCCCAUCCUGCCCCAGAAAGGCUCCACCACGACACCCGGCAGCGCCUCCACCUCUCCCUACGUCCCUACCUCCUCCCACUCCAGGGCUCCAUCUGCCUCCACCUCCCUCGUGUCAACCCCGCGGAGCGAAGGACCGGGAGUGAUAAAGGGAGGGAACCCCAUAUCACAGACUCAGAGACAAUCUCUAAUGGGGGUGCAGCGGACCUCUGUUGCCGCGGGCAACAAGCUCAGCCUACCCGGUUCCCCCUCCCCACCGAAACCCCGCCCACCCCCCACAGCCUCGCCGCUCUUGCCCCCUCAGAAGGGCUUCGGUUCUCCCGGAAUAAAAGCAGUGUCGACACCGUCAGGCCCCCAUAAAAGCAGCAAUAACACACGCACCAGCACAGCAGAGAGCAGCUCUCCUGCGACACAGUCACGAACACACGUGCUCGCUUCCCCUUCGCUUCUCAACGCCAAGAACCCGCAAACCCUGCAUCUGUCCCAGUCCUCCCAGUCCAAAACCAUGACGCACGACUCCCCCGCGGCCUCUCCCUCAGUCUCUCAACCCAAACCCCAUGCACAAGCCCAUCCACACCAGCAGUCCAACUUUAUUACGCCCAUGCAUGCCACGCUCACAAAAUCUCCCCACAGCAGCAGCUCUGCCAUCCUCAAACUCACCCCCCGCACCCCUGGCCCCACCCCCCCGUCUCACCAACGCACGUCAACACUACCAAGCAUGCAGCAGCAUUCCUCCAAAAGCCCGGCCUUUCAUCCCCCUUUUUCUGGGGUGGGGGCCGGAUACAGUCCCUCCUCUCAGGUCAACACCAGCCUCACAAGCACAUCCUCCAUCUCCAAACACCCGCCUGCCAGUGCCUCGACCGCAAGCGGCUCGGCCAAUCACACGCAACGGCAGAGGCCGGCAGGCGGGUCCAGUCAGGUGGUUAAGCCAAUGGUGUCUGUUUCCACAGCGCCUGCCUCUUCGCAGCUUGCUCAGGUAUCGUCGGCCAGUAGUAGUCUCCUGUCCUCGGCCUCCCCCUCUCUGUCUCUGGGUUUUGGCAUGCUGGGAGGCCUGGUGCCAUUCCAGUUCCCCAGCCUACUGAACCUGCCCGCAGCCUCAGGCACCAUCACUGGAGCCAGCACCUCAGCCGCGAGUAGCAGCACGGGAUUCUCUCUGCCACAGAAUGUGUAUAAGGGUCUUGUGUCUGGGCCCCAGGCUGCUCUGCCUCCACACUUACAACUGGCUUUCUCAGAUGUCAAUCAAAGCCAGGGUGGGGAUUUGAAGAGGAAGUCCCUCUAAUGGAGAAACUCAGAUGAAUAUUAAGGCUCUUACACAGGAAUCCUGGGUGUUGUUUUUU